Molecule: messenger RNA, 2930 nt
Organism: Phasianus colchicus (ring-necked pheasant)
Lineage: Eukaryota; Metazoa; Chordata; Aves; Galliformes; Phasianidae
Gene: MCMBP
Product: minichromosome maintenance complex binding protein
Biological process (GO): DNA-templated DNA replication
Molecular function (GO): chromatin binding
Source: RefSeq, a predicted model, not a curated record
UGGGGCUGUCCCGGCUGGGCGAGCCGCUUCGGAACUUAGCGUAGAGCGAACCCACGUGUGUUUUUUGGGGUAGCGGUGCUGCUGCCGUGCGUUCCUCUGGCAGGAAGAAAGGCUGGAAGCGAGACCCGAGCGCGUGGCCCAACAUACUCCAAAUUCCGACUGGGAGAAGAAGGUAACUGACUACUUCAGAGAGAAAUUAAAGGAAAACAAUGCUACUAAUUGGGUCCCAUCGCUGAAUGAUGUUCCUGUACAUUACCUGAAGCCCAACAGUUUAGUGAAAUUUCGCUGUAUGGUUCAAGAUAUGUUUGAUCCUGAGUUUUAUAUGGGUGUAUAUGAAACAGUUGACCCCAACACAAAUGCACGUGUUUUGCAUUUUGGUAAAUACAGAGAUGUGGCAGAAUGUGGGCCACAGCAGGAAAUUGAUAUGAACUCCUCACAAACAGUCACCUUGGAAAGACAGACGUUCUACUGCGUUCCAGUGCCUGGUGAAUCAGCAUGGGUGAAAGAAGCGUAUAUCAGUGCCAGCCAAGCUCGAGUUAGUCCUUCAACAUCCUACACACCAAGUCGCCACAAGAGGAGCUAUGAGGAAGAUGAGGACAUGGAGCAACAUCCAUCUAAACAGAAAGAGCAACACAUGGGCAGUGGAGGUGAUAGCCAUGGAUGUGGGGAGCCAAAAAGAUUAGAAACUGAAGCUUCUGCAGGUCAUCAUCUCAUUUCUCCCAACUGUUCACCUCCUCUUGACUUAAAUUUUCCAUUGCCAGGGGAGAAAGGACCAGCAUGUCUUGUAAAGGUAUAUGAGAGCUGGGAUACCUUCAAAGUCAAUGAUGUUCUGGAGGUGUAUGGUAUUUUGUCUGUGGAUCCAGUGCUGAGUAUAGUGAACAAUGAAGAGAGGGAUAGCUCAACCCUUGAUCCUAUGGAGUGCAUGGACACGGCAGAAGAACAGAGAGUACACAGUCCUCCAUCCUCAUUAGUCCCCAGAAUCCAUGUGAUUUUGGCACAUAAACUGCAACAUCUUAAUCCAUUACUGCCUGCUUGCCUUAAUGAAGAAGAGAGUAAAACCUUUGUGUCUAAUUUCAUGUCUGAGCUGUCACCAGUUAGAGCAGAGUUACUUGGGUUCCUCACACAUGCCCUCCUGGGAGACAGUUUAGCUGCUGAGUACCUUAUAUUGCAUCUCAUCUCUACAGUUUAUGCGAGACGAGAUGUGCUUCCUCUGGGAAAAUUCACAGUCAACUUGAGUGGAUGUCCAAGGAACAGCAUCUUCACAGAGCACAUCUACCGCAUCAUCCAGCAGCUUGUCCCAGCUUCCUAUCGCCUACAAAUGACCAUUGAAAAUAUGAACCAAUCACGAUUUAUCCCACGCAAAGACUACACAGCUAAUCGCUUAGUCAGUGGAAUACUGCAGCUCGCCAGCAACACUUCCCUUGUCAUAGAUGAGACUCAGCUUGAGCAAGGACAGCUUGACACAAAAGGUGUGCACAAUGUGAAAGCGUUGGGUAAUCUGAUAACUUGGCAGAAAGUGGAUUAUGACUUCAGUUACCACCAGAUGGAAUUCCCAUGCAAUAUUAACGUUCUUAUCACCUCGGAGGGCCGAUCGCUCCUACCGUCAGAUUGCCAAGUCCAGUUACAACCACAGAUAAUUCCACCAAACAUGGAGGAGUACGUGAACAGCCUCCUAACUGCAGUGCUCCCUUCUGUGUUGAACAAAUUUCGAAUUUACCUAAGUUUACUGAGACUGUUGGAUUACAGCAUAUCUGAUGAAGUGACAAAGGCUGUUGAAGAAGACUUUGUAGAAAUGCGCAAGAAUGACCCCGAGAGCAUAACUGCUGAUGACCUGCACAGAACUCUGCUUGUAGCCAGGUUCCUGUCUCUCAGCGCGGGGCAGACAACACUGUCAAGAGAGAGGUGGCUGAGAGCAAAACAACUGGAGGCACUGCGUAAAGCCAGACUUCAGCAGCAAAAGUGUGUUAAUGGAAAUGAACUUUAAUGUUUUGUGGAUGUCAUGAUAAAAAUUUGUCUAAUCCUAGAUGGAACCCAUACUAAGAUUGGGAUAUUGUUUAUACCAGUUUUUUUGUAGAUAAUUUAUACCAAGAUAUUAUGGAUAUUUACCCUUGCAAUCUGAACACACUAUCUCUGUUCAGCCAGCUAAACAUAUUUUAUGAAAUUUUUUUGGAGCCUGUUUUGUAAUUGAGAAUUGGUAACACUGAGCAAAUGAUUUGAUAUUAAAGUUUAAUACUGAAUUCGUGUAAACUUAUUUCCUUUAACAAUGGGAAAAUGUAACCUCUUACCCUUAUAGCAGGGGUAGAGUCUGUUUGGGAAUAAACUGCUCAGCAGCAGCCUCUUCUGUAAGUUUAACUUUGGACUUUAGGCAGCCAGGGCUCUGCAAGGUGUGUUGUUGCCCUCUGAGCAGCAGAAUAAUACUGAUUAUUGUGCAGUAUGAAGAAUCAAUUUAAAAUUAUCUAAGAUUCCAGUAUGAAACUCAUCCUGAUUGUACUUAAAGACAACUCUCACUAACAGGUCCCAAAUGAGCUUUACAUUUCAAGCUAUUUCAGAAUAACAGGGACAACUGAUACUUAUGUACUCAUAUAAGCCACAUCUUACUAUCUACAUGAUUAGAUAUGGUUUGUAUGAAUAAUAUCAAUUAAGUAUUAAGAAUGGUCUCUAUCUUAUACUAUACAGUUUGCACUGAUGGUCACAAGAAUCUCCCUGCCCUAAUAUGAUUUGCAGAACUGGUGGAACAAGAGUGGUUUGAGUGAAGUAAAUACUGAACUAAUGUGGAGUAAUCCAUAAAGGUGGUACAAGGGUAGGGCUUCUGUUCCCAUGGAGAACUUAAAGUAUAUGAAGCAGUGCUAGAGUUAAUUCUAGAUGAGACUAAAUAUUCAAUUCUUUUGUGAACUUUACAUUAAGCCUCAGCCACCUUACUUUUUGAGUGA